AUGGAAAAGACAUCGCACAAUUGGAAUUUGCAUGGGAAAGAUGCCAAACAAAAUUCUGAAUUAUUUAAAACUCAGAGAAUGUUUCUAGUGAAGAAACUCUAUGAGUGUAAUGAAUGUGGGAAAGCUUUCAGCCAGAGUUCAUCACUGUUUAAGCACCAGAGAAUUCAUACUGGUGAGAAACCACAUAAGUGUAAUGUGUGUGGAAAGCACUUCAUUGAACAUUCCUUCCUUACUGUAUAUCAAAGUAUUCAUACUGGGUAGAAACCCUACAAGUGUAAUGGAUGUGGAAAAGGCUUCAGUCAGAGCAUGAACUUUACUGUUCAUCAAAGAACUCAUACUGGAGAGAAACCCUAUCAGUGUACAGAAUGUGGAAAAACCUUCCAUAAGAAUUCAUCCCUAAUUCAACAUGAAAGGAUUCAUACUGGAGAGAAGCCUUACAAAUGUAACGAAUGUGGGAGCUUCACCCAAAGUAUGAAUCUUACAGUGCAUCAGAGAACUCAUACAGGAGAAAAGCCCUAUGAAUGUAAUGAAUGUGGAAAAGCCUUCAGUCAAAGCAUGCAUCUUAUUGUACAUCAGAGAAGUCAUACUGGAGAGAAACCCUGUGAGUGUAGUGAAUGUGGAAAAGCCUUUAGUAAGAGCUCAACUCUUACCUUGCAUCAGUGAAAUCACACUGGAGAGAAGCCCUACAAAUGUAACAAAUGUGGGAAAUCCUUUAGCCAAAGUACCUACCUUAUAGAACAUCAGACACUUCAUUCUGGGUUAAAACUUGAAUGUAACCAGUGUGGAAAAGCUUUCAGUAAGAAUUCAUCUCUUAUUCAACAUCGUAGAAUUCACACUGGAGAGAAACCUUAUGAGUGUAUGGUAUGUGGGAAAUAUUUCACUGGUCGAUCAUCCUUAACUGUACAUCAGGUUGUUCAUACUGGAGAGAAACCUUAUGAAUGCAAUAUAUGUGGAAAAGCCUUCAACCAGAGUGCAUAUCUUAUUGAGCAUCAAAGAAUUCAUUCUGGUGAGAAACCCUAUGAAUGUGAUCAGUGUGGAAAAGCCUUCAUUAAAAAUUCAUCCCUAAUAGUGCAUCAGAGAACUCAUACAGAAGAGAAACCCUAUCAGUGUAAUGAAUGUGAAAAAGCUUUCAGUCAGAGUACUGAACCUUACAUGACAUCAAAGAACUCAUACAUGAGAAAACUGUGCCUUUGGAAUGAAUUUGAAAAACCUUCACCAUGA
This is a messenger RNA of Orycteropus afer afer, 1221 nucleotides long. NCBI's taxonomy places the organism in Eukaryota, Metazoa, Chordata, Mammalia, Tubulidentata, Orycteropodidae. The record is from RefSeq and is a predicted model, not a curated record.